Messenger RNA from Drosophila santomea, 914 nucleotides. RefSeq lists its product as uncharacterized. The record is from RefSeq and is a predicted model, not a curated record. Bases 26 to 811 code for a protein of 261 amino acids. Lineage: Eukaryota; Metazoa; Arthropoda; Insecta; Diptera; Drosophilidae. The transcript has 3 exons.
GGCGGAGAUCAGAUAGUCAGUUACCAUGGAGCAGCAGGUGGAGCGGUUACGGGUGAGAUUGGUGCCCGCCGGCACGGCAGAGGAACGUGCCAGGAAUAUCAUUGCCAAUGUGGUCGUUGAGGAUGGCCUGGUGCCCUACAUCGAUGAUCAUGUGGCGGAGAAAGUGACGCUGAUUCCCCAGCAGUCGGCUGCUCCAGUUUCCGCCUCCCAACGGGAACCAACCAUCCGGUACUACGCCGUUGGACCCUCCACCUACAAGCUGUUGUGCCCACUCUGCCGGGAACGGAGUCAGGCGGCGGUGAUGCGGGCAGCCAGCUGCAAGGACGCCAGUUUGUGCCUCAGCCUGCUGUCCUGGUUGCCAGCUGGCUUGGCAGCGUUUCGCUUUCAGUUCGAUUGUGGAGCGAUCAUGACGACAACGCUGCCGGAGAAGGAGGCGGCCACGCAGCAGGAGAUCAGGGAGCGGGAGGCCAAGGCUCUGGAGCAACGAAAGGAGCGCAAGAUCUACGAGAACUUUGCCACGCCCCUGGCCGGCACUUUUCUCAAUCUGCCACACGAGCCCGUGGAGAUCAAGUGCCCCGCGUGCGGCAUCAAGGAUCUGAGUGUGGUGCAGAAUGAUCUGAAGUGGUGGGCCAGUGAGAUAAACCGCAUUGUGGGCUGUCUCUUCGUGACCUUCUGUUGCUGCUGCUGCUUCAAUUACUUUGUGCCCUGCAAGCAAACGGAUCGAAGUCAUUACUGCGGCAAUUGCGGCUGCUACUUUGGACGCUCUAUGAAGAGGCGGCAGCCACUCAAAUUGAAGGCAACCACCGCCUAGGCAGCAUUGUUCGCAUAUUUAUUGAAAUUCCUGCAAGACACUCGACUUCCCACCCACUGCAAUACCAUAAAACACAAAAAUAAACCGAAAAUAUCAUACUCUC